AGCCAUUUCAAUUCUUUCCAAUUGUGAUACGAGUCUGAUGUACUUGAUGAUGAAUGAGUGAUAAGUAACAGAAAGAUAAAAUAACAUCAGAUAGUAUAGAUAGUAAUGGCCUGUGCUGCAGUUACUGUUAAUAAAGAAUAAAGGUUAUUAGAAUACAGACUUGUUGUUGAGCAGAGGGAUGGAUGAUUCACUGACCCUGAAAUACUAUAAUAUUAUGAUUGGACACGGAGUGGCGGACAUGCGCCACACCUCUUCAAAAUAACAUACUACGCAUGUCUGACUCGUGAUUUUUAUAUAACUAUUGCGCAUAACCGUAAGCUAGUAACUAGAUAGCACAAUAUAAUGAAGCUCGUGCAUGAUGCACGAGCUGAUGUAAUAUGUUGUAACAACUGCGCAUGAAUAAUCACGUGUAUUGAAACUAAGACAAUAAAAGAAGGGGAUUUCCAGGAGGAGAACGGGAUAAUUUGUUGGUAGACGCCUGAUCAACGUCUCGUUGUGAGAUUCCCGGAAUUCUCCUCCUGUGCAGAAUCCCCAGCCGUGGAGUGAUGUUAGAAUAUCCGUCAUAUCUUUAUGGUGAUAAAAUUACAUGCUUAUAUAAGAACUGCAGUAAGGAUAGGAUGGAGAAAAAAAUAAGAAGUAUCUGCAUAUCAUCAUACCCAGGAGCAAUAUAUUUUCUUCAGAUUGCCUGGAAGAAAGAUUUGGGAGAUGGAUUCACAGUAGCACUCACUGAUGGUCAUUCUGCCUGGACUGGUGAGGUUUCUCAAGAAGAUGUUUCCCAAGAAGCAAAAGACAUGGAGAUGGAGAGGUCAAACUAUGUUGAGGAAUUAAGGAAAGCUUUGAUUAUGACAGCCUUACCAGCAAAUAAAUAUAAUUUUGAUCUGUUGGAAGAUAGAGAAAACCCUGAAAUCUAUCAUUUCACAUAUGAGAAGACAUUAAAAGAAGUUGCGUUUAAGCUUGGAUCAACUAAACUGAAAUCUGUCCAGAACCCGGCACAUGUCAUCAAAGAGUUGAUAAGCUAUUGCCUGGGCUGUACAGCUGAAUUAUAUAGCAGAAAUGAACACCUGCAAAAGGAAAAUGAAAGGCUCCAGUGUGACUGGAAUGACAUGCACGCACAGCUGGAAAAGUUUGUGGAUGGCAAAGAAGAACUAGAGCAAACCCUUUAUACUCAAUUUACUUGUGUUCUAAAUGAGAAGAAAGCAAAAAUCAGAAACCUAAAGGAAAAAUUAUCAGAGGCACAAGAAAGACUAAAACAAAAAAGUGAAGAUUCUGCUCCCGUUGAUACUCUUGCAGCCAGUGAAAUGAAGUAUGAUGCCUUUGGUGGCUCAACUGAUGAGGAGCAGGAAAGCCCUGCAGUUGCCUCAAAGACUGCUGCCAAAUCCCAGCGAAGAUCACUCGUCAUUGAUGAUGCCCCUGAUGUUGCACCUAGUAGAAAACGAAGACAGAGGGGCCAGAAGACUUUCUACACAGAUGUAGUAGCUAAUACUACUAAAACAUCUAAUGAAGAAACACAGAGAUGUAAUCCAGCCCCAGCUCAGUCAGUUGGCAAAACUUUCUCAACAGAAGGAACUUCUUCCCAGACAUUAAAAAACACUCCCGAUCCAGAUGACCUCUUCAGUGACAUUUAAGGAAACCACUAACCCACCUCUAUUUAAAACAAACACGUCUUAAGCAAUUAUUUUUGUAAUAAAUGUAUAAUGUUUCUACAAGGGGAUCGCCUGCUAAGAGCAAAGUCACAUAUCUGAGCACACAGGGUCGAUGCGGUCGCACUACAAGUUUUUGAAUCAUUUUUAAUACAAACAAUAACUUUGAAAGUUGAUGUUUCUUACAAUAGAGUUUUGCCACUUCAGAAUAAAAGAACGGAGAUCUGAUUA
Molecule: messenger RNA, 1871 nt
Organism: Xenopus laevis (African clawed frog)
Lineage: Eukaryota; Metazoa; Chordata; Amphibia; Anura; Pipidae
Gene: xrcc4.L
Product: X-ray repair complementing defective repair in Chinese hamster cells 4 L homeolog
Exons: 8
Coding region: 546-1625 (359 amino acids)
Biological process (GO): double-strand break repair via nonhomologous end joining; double-strand break repair; DNA recombination
Cellular component (GO): DNA-dependent protein kinase-DNA ligase 4 complex; DNA ligase IV complex; nucleus
Molecular function (GO): DNA binding
Source: RefSeq, a predicted model, not a curated record